AUGGAGAGACUGAGAGACAGCAUAGAGGAGUUGCUAAAAUUAAAUCUUGAAUCUCACAUUAACCAAACGCCAGAAUUCAAUCUAGGACUCUCCAAAGACUUCUGCAUUAAUCUCCUCGAAGAAGAUCCAAAUGACAUGUCAUGUCACUCCACACCAACAGAUUCUUUUGUUGGGGUUGCUCAUUAUCCACUGUAUAAACGUUUAGCUUCAGCUUUGUAUCAGUCUGUGAAGUCUGGUGCUUUCUAUAGAAAUUAUGAGAAGAUGGUGUUUAGUGAUGAAGAUAGUAACUUGAAGCAGAAAGAAGAGAAUUGGAAUAAGUUGAUUAAAGAGAAGGGGUUUGAAUUGAUAAAUGUUUUGGAGGGUAUAUUUUGUGAAAUUCAUGUUCAAGAGCCCUAUUUUUCACUAUUGAAAGAUGGCAGGAAAACAAUCGAAGGAAGGUGUGCUACUGGUGAUUACAUAAGAAUUGGGCCAGGAGAUUUGAUUCUUGUAAACAAAAGUGUGGUACUUAAAGUGGAGGACGUUCGCAGAUAUUCAUCAUUUUCGAAGAUGUUACAAGCUGAGAGUCUUGAGCAGGUCCUUCCUGGAGCUAAAACUGUUGAAGAAGGUGUGAAGAUUUAUAGGAAGUUUUAUACAGAAGAAAAGGAAAUGUCUAAUGGUGUCCUCGCAAUCUUUGUUUCAAAACUGGCCGCCCAGCCAUACCUUUCUUUGGCUACCAUACUUUUUGGAUCAAGUUAUGGAGGUGUUCAAAGUCUGCUGGGUCUUGCAGAUACUGGCGGAACGGUUUCUAAUGCCCUACCUCCACCAAGAUCAACACUUCUCUCAUCCUUCAUUUCACUGUAUAAUCCAAAUAUCAAAGGCAGUGCCUUGACUCAUGGAGCAAGGGCCUUGGCGAAGCAUGCUCAAAGGAGCAGCGAUGGAUAUUGGGGUGUUCUUGGUGGGAGUGAUUCUACAAAAAAUAGGCUUGCAAUGGAUGUCAUUGAUCGCUUAAUAGCUUCUUGUUGCUGGUCAAACAUUCAUAUUGUUCCACAACAUGGGGCUGUCUUUGAGAUAAGGGUAGCUGAUGGUUAUGGAGCUCGUUGGUCUAAGGAUGGAACUAAGGAUUUCUUGAACCAUACAUGGAAGAUGGUCACUCAAAGGGAUGGAAGCAUUAGUUUGCGUGAGGGGUCAUUUCUACUGGCAUCCUUGAACCGUAUAGAAGCAGCCUAUAGAGCAUACAAGAUGGAGUGUGAGACAUGUGUAUCAUUACCGGUUGUCUGGCAACUUGAAAUAGUGUUUGAAAAUGUUGAUUGA
Messenger RNA from Dovyalis caffra, 1290 nucleotides. The record is from the annotation of a GenBank genome assembly. Lineage: Eukaryota; Viridiplantae; Streptophyta; Magnoliopsida; Malpighiales; Salicaceae.